AUGUCUUGCACUUCCUCUGCACACCCGCCCGCACUCAGGAGUAGCAUCGUAGCGUUCUGUGAUUUCAGAGGACGUGCACAAACGACGCAUCAAACGAACGCAAACUACGCAUGGAAACAGGAGGUUCUCCAGGAGCCACCAAUUCCAGAGUUCCAAAGCAGAUGGCCAGCACUGUUUGAUGUCAGUGAGAUUAACUUGGAGUUUAUGCGACUGACAACUAUACCUCUGACCUCCAAAUUCCUUGGAGAACUGGACCGUCAGACCGACAACCUGAUGAAGGUUUUUAAUUCUAAAGGUGGAGCAGCAGGAAGAAAGAUGGCAGCCAUAAUGGCCCAGAUGGAUAAUAAUGAAGACAUCAACGUGAGGCGAGAUUGUGUGCUGAGCUGUCUCAGCAUCUACCUCAAUGAAGACCUGGACACACUGGUUAAAGAACACAUGGACAUUGAUUCCAGAGAGGCUGAGGCAGACAUUACAGAGAAGACAAUGGGCAUCUACACAGUCCGAGCAGAGGGUCAUGGUCCUGAUGGUCCAGGUGAUGGACGCUUUGCUGAUGUUGGUGUUGUGCUGGAAGGCGUGGAAGUUCUCCAUAGCCUGCAGUGUCAGCCAUUCAUGCGUGAUGCUUUAUGGACUGAUCUAUGCACUCAACUUGAGCUAUCCAAAAAACCUGAAGCGUACAUUCGAGGUGUACCAGAAAAUCCUGAUGGACCUGGACUCAACCAAACUGUCACCAAAAGUGCAGGCACUGAAACUCAAAUUGCUCCAGUGAUAUGGCUGACGGUAAUGCACUUACACAGCCCCUACAUAAUGUGUCUCAUGUUAUUUCCCAGUCAGACUGGAUCUUGUGCUGAAUUGAAUCCCUUAGUUCUUAAAGGGUGUGUCAGGAAAAUUCCUGUUUGAUUAUUGUGUGUCUGUAAAGUUUGGUUUUUCUUUUUGUCUCCAAGCCUUUAUCAGGGAAAUGUAUCAGUUUGGCUUUGUAGGUGGGUUCAUAGAUGGGUAGUUUCUAAAGUGAGUUGGCAGGCAAUGUUGUUCCCAAAACUCAAACCAGAUUUUUUUUAAUUGUUUAUAAAUUCAGUAGACGCUAGUUAAGUGUUCAAAAAGAUAUUUGUUCUAAAAAAGUGCUUCAGUUCAUACCAACGCCUGUUUUUCUAAUAUAAUGGAAACUAUGGCCAUAGUUAAACAUAGGGACUUAUUUUGAAUGUAAACCUGUCAAACGUAGUUAUGAUGGAAAAAUCACUUUAAGAUAUAGGGUGUAGCUUCAAUUGACGUUUUCGUUAUGUAUUUAAAUAAAAGCUUGACGUGUACAUUCAUAAUAAGGCCAUAUGUUGUAUUAUUGCAACAUACAAAACAAAGCAGCUAAACAAAACUGAACAGACUGAAAGGCCACAAGUAGAGAGUAUGUGUGGUGUGGAUGGGCAGUUUAGCACUUUGCUCUGAUGAGCUGAAUUACCUGACAUUUUCUAGAUUUUUUUUAACUUGUUAGUAUUUUUUUCCUCAUGUUUAAUUCAUUAGGUUAUUUCUACAGUUUAGUCGCUCGUGUAGUACUCUGGAUGGAGAAAAAUAUGGAUGAGGGGCAAUGGAGAGGAGUGAGAUGUAUUAGAAAGAUGGAAGUGUUUGAAUUUA
Molecule: messenger RNA, 1620 nt
Organism: Nothobranchius furzeri (turquoise killifish)
Lineage: Eukaryota; Metazoa; Chordata; Actinopteri; Cyprinodontiformes; Nothobranchiidae
Source: RefSeq, a predicted model, not a curated record